Messenger RNA from Bradysia coprophila, 4146 nucleotides. RefSeq names its product DNA repair protein rad50 (gene rad50). Gene Ontology annotation, biological process: telomere maintenance via telomerase; telomere maintenance via recombination; chromosome organization involved in meiotic cell cycle. Gene Ontology annotation, molecular function: double-stranded telomeric DNA binding; single-stranded telomeric DNA binding; G-quadruplex DNA binding. Gene Ontology annotation, cellular component: Mre11 complex; nucleus; condensed nuclear chromosome. Lineage: Eukaryota; Metazoa; Arthropoda; Insecta; Diptera; Sciaridae. The record is from RefSeq and is a predicted model, not a curated record.
GGCUGGGACAUUUUUUCAACACAUAUGUUCAAGAGCGCGGGACACCCAUCAAACAUAAUCAUAAUAUUGCGCAACGUAUAUGUGAAUGUUUUGUUGUUUUGUCUGAUGUAAAACCGGUGUCUGUUACUUUACGAUACAGAAAGCAUCGAAAUUCUAAUGGCUGUAUUGGAAAAAUUGUCGAUCCGUGGUGUUCGUUCAUUCGGAACAGAUCCUGAAGACGAACAAAAAAUUACGUUUACCUCGCCACUCACAUUGAUACUUGGGGAGAACGGGUCGGGCAAGACAACAAUAAUCGAGUGUUUAAAAUAUGCUUUGACCGGCGAAUGUCCUACUGGCACGGAUAAAGGGAAACUGUUCGUUCAUGAUCCGAAAAUAUUCAGUAAUCGCGAGAGCUUAGCUAAAGUGAAAUUACAGAUAAGGAACGGCAUCAAUGACUUGUACACGGUGACGCGUGGUAUGAAGUCAUCGGAAAAGAAUGGCAAAUCGAAAUUCGAAACAAUCGACAAUUCCAUCGUCAUCGAGAGAGCAGGCAGAAAUGCAGAAGACCUGAGUUACCGUGGUGUGGAUGUCAAUACACAAAUGUGUCUCGCUAUGGGUGUGUCACAAGCCGUGAUCAGCAAUGUCCUAUUUUGUCACCAAGAAGAGUCUAGCUGGCCGCUGGAUACUGACAAAAAGCUGAAAGAGAAAUUCGAUGCAAUCUUCGGAACGACCGAAUAUAACAAAGCCAUUGACAAGCUGAUCAAACACCGAAAAACAUACAUGGAACGGGCGAAAUUAAAAGAAGUCGAAACAAAGCUGACGUUGCGGUUGAAGCAGGAAACUGAAGGUAAAAUGAUGGAUCUUAAAGCGAAUGAAACGAAGCUGGCAAAAAUUGAAGAGAAGUUGAACGAAUUUCUGGAGGAAGUAAAGCCGAUCGAAGAGCGUAUGAAGAAAAUUCAACAGCUCGAAUGGGAAGUCAGUAAAAUCCAUGAGGAAAAGGUCAAACUGACCACCAAAAUCGAGAAAUGCAAGGAAUUACAGGUGGCCUUAUCGUCAAAAAUCAAAACCAAAUUCGAUGGAUCUUUUGCGAUGCUCGAUCGCGAGAUCCGUUCGUUCAAGGAGAAGAUGAACGAGAAAAAGGAAAAUCUGGCAACGAACGACCUGGAUUUGGAUCGCGUCAAGCAGCACAUCGAAGACCUACGAAUCAAAUUGUCUGACUUGGAUAAAAAGCGAACCACAUUAUUGAUGCAACGACAGAAAGAACAAGAUCUGUUGGCCGAACAAUUCAAAUUGUGCACCAACUUAUACAAUCGCCUAAACAUCGUUGUCGAUUUCGAUUCGCAGGGCGAAAAUAUGAAUAUGGCUGAGUGUCUGAGCCAGAUUGCUCAAGCCAUUAAAAAGGAAGAGACGAGUGUUAACGAUUUGUCGAAAGAUCAUGAGAAAGUCGAUGGUGAUUUGCAGUUGGAAGUGGAUCAGCUACGUGAAAAACAAGCAUCGGUCAAAAGUGACAUUUCGUCGGAAAAGAAGCAAAUCGAAGAAUUGAAGCAGGAGCAACAGAAAGGCCAGGACGAAAUCGAAAAAGUCGAAAAAUCAGCCGAAUCUUUGAAACGAGUGAUGAGUGAAUUGGCAAAGGUCUCGGAUUGCUACGAUAAAUUGACUCAAACCACCAAUUUGGAGGAAAUGAAACGGAAUAUUGAUCUGAAACGUAAACGUCGCAAUGAGCUUCAAACGCGACUGGAUGCCGUUGACCGAGAAAUUGUUUUCCUAACUUCCAUAUCGAAGACGACUGCCGAAAUUUCGGCGAAAGAAUCGCAAUUGGAUGCAAAGGAAACGGAAUCCCGAAAAUUGCGGAAUAAACAUUCGGAGAAUUUGAAACGAUUGUUCCACAACGAAACGGUUGAGGCGAAUUACGAGCGUCGCGUCCAGACUGUUUACCAAAAUUGUCAGCGUGACAUGGACGAAGCCACGAAGAACAUUAAUCGGAAUCAGCAAAAAAUGACGGAACUGCAAAUAAUGCGAAAGAACCAGAAGGAGGAACUGUCCAGAUUGGAAAAAGAGUUGACCGAAUGCGAUGAAAAAAUCUACGAUGAAUGCCACGGAGCGCCUUUCCCUGAAGUUCUUGAACGAGUCAAGGAGAAUGUGGCAAAAUAUCAACUGGACCAUGGAGCGAUAAAGUCAUCAGAAGCGUUGUACAAGAAGUACCUCAGCAAACUCGAUGGCGAAUCUUGCUGUCCGUUGUGCCAUAAAGAAAUGAAUGGAAGUGAGGUUAAUGACCUAUCGACCGAACUUAGCGAUGAAAUUCGCCGUCUACCCGAAAGCAUUAAACGCACUGAGCUCACCUUAAAAUCCGAACAAAAGAAAUUGGAGCUCCUGUUGUCCAUUCGACCAAUGACCAUUCGGUCGCAGACUUUAAAAACGGAUAUACCGAAAAUGAAAGAAAAAUUGAAGGAAACCGAGGAACGUCUUUCCAAUGCGAUGAGUGAUGCUGAAAAUUUACAAAUCUCCAUUGCUGAGCCCAAAUCGAACAUUGAACUGGCGAGCAUAAUGCUGGGCGAUAUGAGUGUGUUGGACAAGGCGUUGAAGGACAUUACUCGGUUUCAACAGGAAUUGAAUACUCUCAAGGCAAGCGUUCCCCAAGGAUCGACUACAAUGACAAUGGAUGAAGCUCAGAAGAAAAAAGCAGGAAUUUCAGAGGAAAACAAAAAGAAUAACGGCGAAAUCAGCGCCUUAGAAGAAAUACACGACAGCAACUCAAAGAUGCUGAACACCCUGCGAGAGAAGCGGAACAAACUGAAGGAUGACCAGAUUAAACUGCAGGAGGAUGCGCAUGCAUUGCCACAAAUGAAAGGGCGUCAACAGGAAAUCUUCCAACAAAUCCAAAAACAUUCCAGCGAUCUUCGUAAGAUCGAAUCCAGUUUGGAGCCGAUCAACCGUCAGCUGACGGAGAUUGUGGAUCGCAAGGAACGUAUUAAAAACGACAACCGGAAAAUCUUGAUUGCUGUGACGAAAAAGCUAAACGACACGAAGUAUAUCGAAGCUGAUUUGAAAAGGUGCUCAGAUGACGUCCAGAAACUUGCAGAGCUGAGACUACAGCCUGAAAUUGAACGCCUCAAAAUUUCUGUGAAGAAAUAUCAGGAUGUUCAAAAGGAGAAAUCGAUCGAACACGCUGAUCUUACUGCGAAAAUCGAGCAGCUUCGAAAGGAAAUUUCCGGUCAAGAAUUGAUCGAGCGAAAUUUACAGGACAACAAGGAGCUGAAAACGCUCGAAAGCGAGCAACACGAACUGCAAGCUCUGCUCGACGAACAACUGAAGAAUUUUGGAGAAAUGGAUUUCGAAAGCAUUCAGCGAGAAAAGAAAGUUCUCAAGGAAAAGGACGAAAUCAUAAAUCGGAAGCGCAGCGAAUGCGUCGGUCAGAAGAAUUUAUUGUUGAGUCAAAAGGCUGCACUGGAAACCGAGCUGAAUAAACCCGAUUUUAAGAAUGCCGUGAAAAAUCAUCUUCAAGCCAUUUACGAAGUGACGGUCUUGAAGAAAAUCAUUUCCGAUUUGGGCCAGUAUCGUAUGGCACUGGAGUCAGCGUUACUGAAAUACCAUUCAGAGAAAAUGAACAAAAUCAAUCGUCUGAUUCGGGAAUUGUGGCGAUCGAUCUACAGAGGAAAUGACAUUGACUACGUUCAAAUUCAAACCAACGAAAUGAAAAAUUCCAGCGCCGAUACAAAGCGCAGCUACGAUUAUCGGGUCGUUCAAUCGAAAAAUGAUGUCGAAAUCGAUAUGCGAGGACGAUGCAGUGCUGGUCAAAGAGUAUUAGCUUGUUUAAUCAUCCGUAUUGCAUUAGCUGAAACAUUUUCGGCCAAUUGUGGAGUACUGGCGUUGGACGAACCGACUACAAAUUUGGAUCAAAAUAAUAUUGUGUCGCUGUGCGAAGCGUUGAACAAAAUUGUGGAAGAGCGGCAGGGAGAGAGCAGCUUCAUGUUACUUAUCAUCACCCAUGACGAGGAAUUCAUUUCGACUUUGGGAAGCAUUUCGACGUAUUACAAAGUGGCCCGAAACAGUUCCGGAAAAUCGCAAAUUCAAAAGGUGAAACUGUCGUAAAAUGACAACGAUUAAUCAUGGAACAAGAAUUUUUUUUCGUUAUUUUCCUUUAAUUCUUGAAUAAACCUCUAUUUUCUA